AUGGCUCCGAGCAAUGGCAAAUUCGUCAUUGACGCAGUAACGGGCGAUGUGGUUGAAGAAGUGCCUAACGGCGGUGUACUUGUUCAUGCUUGCAAUUGUAUUGGAAAUUGGGGAGCUGGAGUUGCCUUGCACCUAAAGAAGCAUUUCCCGGAGGCGUAUAAGCUUCAGUAUGAGUAUUGUCAAGAACGGACACACGAAGAACUCAUGGGGAGCUGUCUUGUUAUCUUGCCACAAGAUGAGGAUAGCAAGGCGAUUGGAAAGGAGGUAUACAUUGCGUGUCUGUUCACGAGCCACGGGUAUGGGAGGAAGAACUCCAAAACGAAGAAUCCAGGACUGUCAAAGAAGGCGGACGUUCUCACUGCAACGAAGACAGCGCUUGAGGACUUGCGAAAGCAGCUUGAUCAGCUACACAGCAAAGGCGAAAGCGACAGAGUGCUUGAGAUCACGUCUGUCAAAUUCAAUGCAGGGUCGUUCAAGGUACCCUGGGAGGAAACACAAUUACAGAUUGAGGAGGCCUUCAAGGACUACGGCGGUACUUGGAUCGUCGUCAGUCCAAAGUGA
This is a messenger RNA of Cyphellophora attinorum, 561 nucleotides long. RefSeq names its product ADP-ribose 1''-phosphate phosphatase. Gene Ontology annotation, biological process: peptidyl-glutamate ADP-deribosylation. The record is from RefSeq and is a predicted model, not a curated record. The transcript is spliced from 2 exons. The coding region runs from base 1 to 561 and encodes 186 amino acids. NCBI's taxonomy places the organism in Eukaryota, Fungi, Ascomycota, Eurotiomycetes, Chaetothyriales, Cyphellophoraceae.